AUGAUGUCGUCGUUAUGCGAAAUGAUGAGGAUCUACCAGGUGAUCAGCCAUUCUCUCAUCUGUCAUUGCCCGUUCAGGGAUUUUUGUCAAGACGCAGACAUCAUACCUGUCACCUGGCUGAACUUCAACCGCGCAAAAUCCGGUACUGGUAGACCUCUCCAGAUCUUCCAGAUGCAGGUUCAAGGGCAAAACACACUUCAAAACGAGCUGUCAGUUCCAUUAACUGCCUCAUUCGUUCAGAACUUGACAACACGAAACAUUUCACGAUUCACCCAAGCAGAGCUUAUCUUGGGACGACAUAGAAGAACGCUGUUGGAUGCGUGUGUUCUUCUGGCGGUGAAGUGA
This is a messenger RNA of Cadophora gregata, 345 nucleotides long. RefSeq lists its product as uncharacterized. The coding region runs from base 1 to 345 and encodes 114 amino acids. NCBI's taxonomy places the organism in Eukaryota, Fungi, Ascomycota, Leotiomycetes, Helotiales, Ploettnerulaceae. The transcript has a single exon. The record is from RefSeq and is a predicted model, not a curated record.